Condylostylus longicornis is the source of this 1046-nucleotide messenger RNA. Its product is annotated as protein FAM210B, mitochondrial-like. The record is from RefSeq and is a predicted model, not a curated record. NCBI's taxonomy places the organism in Eukaryota, Metazoa, Arthropoda, Insecta, Diptera, Dolichopodidae. Bases 289 to 855 code for a protein of 188 amino acids. The transcript has 4 exons. Gene Ontology annotation, cellular component: mitochondrion.
UAGAAUGCCAAAAAUUCAAAUUUUUAUACAAAAUUCAUCAGCUCGUCGCGAAAGCGACGAAUCAGUGAAUUCGGCUUAAUUGUGCAGUAUUUUGCAUAGAAUUUUACAAACACAUCGAAAUAAAUAAUAUCAAAAAAACGACCAAUGACAACCCUAUUCUACCUAGAAAUGCAAAUGACAAUUCAUUGAUUCAAAAUUUUUAAAGGAAAAGUAUGAGGUAAAUGAAAUAUUUAAAAUCAUAAUUAGGUGAUCAAGAACAGUAGUAAUAAUAAUAAAUAAAGCCGGAUUAUGCUCGCUAUUCGAAAUUUCAAUGUUGCCUUAAGAAAUAACUUUGUUUCUGGGAAUUUGUCAAGUCUAUGUAUUAAAAAACUUUCGGGCAAAAGGGCACUCUUAGGAAAAAAAUUUACUCCAAUUUGUUACAAUAGUUAUAAACCUAGUUCGGCGUUAAUUUAUAAUCCAACCUUAAAUGGACAAAACCUAUCACAAAACCAUGAAAUUUGCUAUCAAAAAAUGAGUUCGUCUGCAAAAGAAUCAUCGAACGAUAAUAAAGAUGUUAUAUCAAAAAAAGACAAAUUUAAGAAGAUAAUUAAAGAAUAUGGUUCCACAGUAAUAGUGUUUCAUGUAACAAUAUCACUCUUAUCUCUUGGUGGAUUUUACCUAUUAGUGUCGAGCGGAGUGAAUGUUAUAGCUAUUUUAGAUUGGAUUGGAAUCAACACUUCGAAAUUCGCAACUGGUAGUACGUUUUUACUUGCGUAUGCAAUUCAUAAAGUUUUUUCUCCCGUUCGAUUGAGUAUAACUAUUGGAGCUGCACCAAUUAUAGUUCGGUACUUAAAAAAGAAAAAUUUUUUAAAAUAAAAUCUAAACAGUCAUGUUUAGAGCUAAUAUAUUAAGUAUACAUAUAUACAUACACUUACGUACAUUUCCUACUUUACAGUAGCUAGAAUUAUCAUAAAACAUAAUUACGGUAAUAUUGUUAUAUUUAAGUCGAGAAUUAUAUUUCGGUGUUUAAAAAUAAAGGUGAAUAGUUAUUUUCCAAGUUAUAAAAU